Molecule: messenger RNA, 1542 nt
Organism: Penicillium alfredii
Lineage: Eukaryota; Fungi; Ascomycota; Eurotiomycetes; Eurotiales; Aspergillaceae
Product: MFS transporter
Exons: 6
Biological process (GO): transmembrane transport
Molecular function (GO): transmembrane transporter activity
Source: RefSeq, a predicted model, not a curated record
AUGCACCAGCCCAAGCUGCCGGUCCAGCAGCUGCUGAUUUUGUCAAUAUGUCGCUUCGCAGAACCCAUCGUCUUUACUUCGAUUCUGCCCUACUUGCCGGAACUCGUUGAAUAUGUGGGCGUCCCCAGAAACGAAGUCGCCAAAUGGGUCGGCAUCUGCUCCGCGGUUGCAUCACUCAGCCAGGCCCUGAUGGCCGUCCCCUGGGGCACAGCCUCCGACCGAGUAGGCCGCAAGCCAGUGAUUCUAUUCGGACUGACUUGCACGAUGGUGUGCUCGAUCAUGUUCGGCAUGUCGCAGAGCCUGACCAUGGUGCUGAUAUCGCGCAUGAUGCUCGGCUUGAUGAACGGCAACGUCGGGAUUCUGCGGACCAUGGUCGCCGAGAUGGUGCCCGAGCGCGAGCUGCAGCCGCGCGCGUUUAGUAUUCUGCCGCUUGUCUGGACUGUCGGUAGUAUCUUCGGACCGGCAUUUGGCGGGAUGCUGGCGCGCCCUGCUGAGAAGCAUCCUGCGCUGUUUGGUGACUCUUGGUUUCUGCGCCGGUUUCCCUUUGCGUUGCCGAAUUUGGCGGCUGCUUGUUUCUUUAUCAUUGGGAUUACCACUGGGUUCUUGUUUCUCAGAGAAACUCUGGAGACUCAGAAAGACCGUCGGGAUUAUGGUCUGUUUCUGGGCAAGGCUAUCACCAGGUCCUGUCUUUCACGCAAACAUCAGGACUCUGGCCCAGUGACUUCGGAUGAGCGAGCAUCCCUUCUCCCAGAGAAUGGGCAACCACCUCGCAAGAAGAAACCAGUGAGACAGCCCAGCUGGUCGCAGGUUUUCACGCCGCAGUCCAACCUGGUGCUCCUGGCUUAUUCCCUGCUAGCAAUGCACAGCAUGGCCUUUGACUCGGUGUUCCCAGUCUUCCUGCACUACCCGGUGCAAGAGUUCGAGGGCAACCCCGAUGUACAGCUGCCAUUCAAGUUUGCCGGUGGUUUUGGAGUUGACGCCCAAACCAUCGGCCUAUUCUACACAAUUAUCGGCACAACAGGAAUGGUCAUCCAAUUCCUGUGCUUCCCACCCAUCGCUACCCGCUACGGCGUCCUCAAGUGCCUAAAAGUCUCCGUCAUCAUCCUCCCACUAACCUACCUCAUCACGCCAUUCACCGCCCUCGUACCCGUCACACUGCGCAUCCCCACCGUGCUGUCCAUCAUGCUGGUCAGACUCAGCGCAGGCAUCUUCGGGGUUCCCUGCUGCACGAUCCUGCUCACCAAUUCGGCGUCGACGCUGACGGUGCUCGGCACUUUGAACGGCGUCGCCACGACUUUCAGCGCGGUUGGCCGCGCCGCUGGCCCCGCGCUGACCGGGGCGGCAUUCUCGUUUGGCGUCUCGCGUGGGUAUGUCGUUUUUCCGUGGUGGGUGCUGGCGCUUUUGGCUGCUCUUAGUGCCGUUCCGGUGUUUUGGUUGGUUGAGAUGGAGGGGCCGAAGAGGGAGGAUAAUUAUGAUUAUGAUGACGAUGAUGAGGUUUAUGAUGAUCAUGAUUAUGAUGUUCGGACUGGGGUGGAAGUUCGG